GAGCUGCGCUGAGGCGCAGGCCGCGCCGCGGCCGCCGAGCUAGCGAGGCCGAAGCCGGCCGAGGCCGAGAUGAGAGUAGACGAAAUUAUCGAUUCUAGUGAACAACAGGGCGGUAGUUUUAUUGAGAGAAAAUGGCAGAAAGUGGUAAGUUCAAGUGCCCCUUCAAUUCCAACAGAAUUUGUGACUCCUGUGAAAGAAAUCAAAGUACCAGAUGAUUUAAAGAAAUGGCAAGAAUCACAAGCGUAUGCAGACUACAUGUUCUUUGUUACAGCACUGAAUGAUGUGGCCACCGGAACCAAACUUACCGACCAAUGUACAAUGUCACCGGCAUGUGAGAAGGUUGUUGCACUCCUUGAUGAAUUGAAUUCAUGGAUAGAUGAUAUACCCCCUGUAGACCAACCACAGAGGUUUGGCAACAUGGCUUACAGGACAUGGCACCAGAAACUUCAAGAUAAUAGCACUGACCUGAUAUUGAAGAUCUUGCCAGAGCAUCAGAAGGAUGCCGUGAUUGAACUGAAACCCUACCUGACUGAUGGCUUUGGAAACCAUACCAGGAUAGACUAUGGCACAGGGCACGAGAUGGCCUUUGCUGCGUUCCUCUGCUGUCUCUGCAAACUCAAUAUCCUAUUCCCAAGUGACUCGUUAGCAUUGGUCAAUAAAGUCUUUGUCAGAUACUUGGAUCUCACUCGAAAGCUUCAGACGACAUAUAGAAUGGAGCCCGCAGGGAGCCAAGGCGUCUGGGGGCUCGAUGACUUCCAGUUUCUACCAUUCAUGUGGGGAAGCUCACAGCUCAUUGGUCAUCCGAGGCUCACCCCUAAGAGUAUCCCACAGGCAGAUACAGCAGAGGGCUUUGCUAGUCAAUACAUGCUGUUUGGAUGCAUUCAUUUCAUCAAUAAAAUGAAGACAGGGCCCUUUGCUGAGCAUUCAAAUGUCUUAUGGGGAAUCAGUUCCGUUAUACAUUGGAAGAAAGUCAACCAGGGACUCAUUAAGAUGUACAAAGCAGAGGUUCUAUCAAAAUGUCCGGUAAUUCAGCACUUUCCAUUCGGAAACAUCCUGUCAAUUAACCCAGCAAGAUAGUGAUGCCUAACAUAGCAACAACAGAUAUUUCAUGAUUAACGGUAGUAC
Messenger RNA from Lytechinus pictus (painted urchin), 1125 nucleotides. Its product is annotated as serine/threonine-protein phosphatase 2A activator-like. Lineage: Eukaryota; Metazoa; Echinodermata; Echinoidea; Temnopleuroida; Toxopneustidae. The transcript has 9 exons. Gene Ontology annotation, cellular component: protein phosphatase type 2A complex; nucleus; cytoplasm. Gene Ontology annotation, molecular function: protein tyrosine phosphatase activator activity; peptidyl-prolyl cis-trans isomerase activity. The record is from RefSeq and is a predicted model, not a curated record. Bases 70 to 1077 code for a protein of 335 amino acids. Gene Ontology annotation, biological process: mitotic spindle organization.